Messenger RNA from Molossus molossus (Pallas's mastiff bat), 6879 nucleotides. It is a transcript of the gene GLIS3, whose product is annotated as GLIS family zinc finger 3. The transcript is spliced from 11 exons. NCBI's taxonomy places the organism in Eukaryota, Metazoa, Chordata, Mammalia, Chiroptera, Molossidae. Gene Ontology annotation, molecular function: DNA-binding transcription factor activity, RNA polymerase II-specific; RNA polymerase II cis-regulatory region sequence-specific DNA binding. Bases 745 to 3540 code for a protein of 931 amino acids. The record is from RefSeq and is a predicted model, not a curated record. Gene Ontology annotation, biological process: regulation of transcription by RNA polymerase II. Gene Ontology annotation, cellular component: nucleus.
ACAUCCACACUCCUCGCAGGGCCGCCUCCCUCCCUCCCUCCCUCCCUCCCCCUUCCCCUCUCCCCGCGGCCGCGUCCACACUGCGCCGCUCGGGCAGCCCAGAGCGCGGCGCGCGGGCACCGGCGCCGCCCCUCCCCGCGCAGCCUGUAGCCGUCCAGGCUCGCACCGGCACUUCCCCGACGGAACCCGCGGAAACCAAUUAGCCAGUAUCCCAGGCCGGCCCCCAGACGCAUCCCCCGGCCCAGGGCGAGGAUGAGCAGGACAGGCGAGGCACAAAGUCGAAACUCAACUUUUUAAAAACACUAUUUGCGUGCGUGUGUGUGUGUGCGUGUGUGUGUGUGAGUGUGAGUGUGUGAAGGAGCUGAUGCCGAGGGUCCAGCCACCCCCCUUCUGCCUCCUCCUUCUGCCGCUGCUGCCCUCGUACACGCGCGCGCACUCAGGGCACUUGGGCCGGGUUUCCGCGCUCGGUCCCCAGGCUUGGAUGGGAGUUUUCAUUUCAGAAGGAGGCAGAACCCGUGGAGCGUGCUGAAGGGCUGGAGCCCCAAGUUUCUCCUCGCCAGCGCUGGCUGCCUGCUGUCACCCCUGCGGGCUGGCCGGGGGAAGGGACCCGCACACCGGCUUUGUUGUGGAAAUCCCGGUUACCUGGCUAAAAACCCACACCAUGGAUAACUUAUUGGACUUUGCCUGAAAGGAGUCAUUAGUGCCAUUGGAUAUUUGACCAUCUUGGCCACAGGUUUUUUCAAAAUGAAUGGAAGGUCAUGCAGCAUGAAUUUCUACCGGAUAUCAGGAACCCCACAGGGGCCUGGGAUGGUCAGUGGCCAACACAUUCCUCCCAUCCGAGCCCACUCGGGGACUCCUGGCCCCUCGUCCUGUGGCAGCACACCAAGCCCUGGUAUUGGAAGCCUUGCUAACAGUCUCCAUCUCAAGAUGCCCUCGGGAGGAGGGAUGGUUCCUCAGAGCAACAUGGCUGAGAGCCCCAUCCAUUUGCCCGCCUUGAGCCCCAGGAGACAAGUGAUCACCAAUGGGAAGUCACGAUUCCAGGUCACCCAGGCCGGAGGCAUGUCAGGGCCACAUACUUUAAAGCCAAAGCAGCAGGAGUUUGGAAGUCCUUUUCCUCCAAAUCCUGGGAAAGGGGCUCUUGGCUUUGGGCCUCAGUGCAAGGCCAUUGGAAAAGGCAGCUGCAACAAUCUAGUGGUCACCAGCAGCCCCAUGAUGGUUCAGCGACUGGGACCCAUUUCACCUCCAGCAAGCCAGGUCUCUACAGCAUGCAACCAGAUCAGUCCUAGCUUACAGAGGGCAAUGAAUGCAGCCAACCUGAACAUACCUCCUUCAGAUACCAGGUCCCUCAUUUCACGUGAGUCUUUGGCGUCCACGACUUUGAGUCUGACAGAAAGUCAGUCGGCUUUGAGCGUGAAACAAGAGUGGACUCAAGGCUACAGGGCUCUCCCCUCGCUCUCCUCCAGCCACAGCUCUCAGAAUGGCAUUGAUCUAGGGGACCUUUUUAGCCUUCCUCCGGGGACAGCCAUGUCCGGCAAUAGCGUCUCGAACGCAUUGCCAUCCUACCUUUUCGGUAUGGAAAAUAGCCACUCUCCUUACUCCAGCCCCCGACACUCUUCCGCCCGGUCUCACUCGGCCCGCUCCAAGAAGAGAGCGCUGUCCUUGUCCCCGCUGUCCGACGGCAUCGGGAUAGACUUCAACACCAUCAUCCGCACCUCUCCCACGUCCUUGGUCGCCUACAUCAACGGGUCGAGGGCUUCCCCGGCCAACAUGUCCCCGCAGCCCGAGGUCUACGGGCAUUUCCUGGGCGUGCGCGGCAGCUGCAUCCCCCAGCCGUGCGCGGUGCCCGGCAGCCAGAAGGGCGUGCGGGUGGCCAGCGGGGGCCUGGCGCUGCCGGCCUACGGCGAGGACGGCCCGCUGGAGUACGAGCGCAUGCAGCAGCUGGAGCACGGCGGCCCCCAGCCCGGCCUGGUCAACAACAUGGUGGUGCAGCACGGCCUGCCGGGCCCCGACGGCCAGCCCGCCGGCCUGCUGAAGACCGAGCGCCCGGACGACUUCCCGGGCGGGGCUCUAGACCUGCCCUCCGCGCCGCCCCUGCCUCCUCUGCCACCCCUGCCCCAAGGCCCCCCGCCCCCCUACCAUGCCCACCCGCACCUGCACCACCAAGAGCUGGGCCCCCACGCCCAGACGCUGGCCCUGCCCCAGACCGCCCUGGAGGACGAUGGGGAGAUGGACGACGUCGGGGGCAAGCACUGCUGUCGCUGGAUCGACUGCAGUGCCUUGUAUGACCAGCAGGAAGAACUCGUGCGGCACAUCGAGAAGGUGCACAUAGACCAGCGCAAAGGGGAAGACUUCACCUGCUUCUGGGCGGGGUGUCCUCGGAGGUACAAGCCGUUCAACGCCCGCUAUAAACUGCUGAUCCACAUGCGAGUCCACUCCGGAGAGAAGCCCAACAAGUGUACGUUUGAAGGUUGCAAGAAGGCCUUUUCAAGGCUCGAAAAUCUCAAGAUUCACUUGCGGAGUCACACGGGCGAGAAGCCUUAUUUGUGCCAACAUCCGGGCUGCCAGAAGGCGUUCAGCAACUCCAGUGACCGCGCCAAGCACCAGAGGACGCAUCUGGACACUAAACCUUAUGCUUGUCAGAUUCCAGGAUGCACCAAACGCUACACAGACCCAAGUUCCCUAAGAAAGCAUGUGAAGGCACAUUCUUCCAAAGAUCAACAAGCAAGGAAAAAGUUGCGGUCCAGUGCAGAGCUACAUCCUGACCUGCUCACGGAUUGCCUAACCGUGCAACCCCUGCAGCCGGCCACCUCCCCACGCGAUGCUGCCGCCGAUGGGGCAGUGGGAUGCUCCCCGGGGCCUGGGCCUGACCUCUAUCCAGCUUCCAUCUUCUCCAGCAAUCAUUCAACCCGAAGCGGAACAGCUGCUGGGGCCGUGCCACCCCCGCAUCCUGUCAGUCACCCUUCUCCGGGACAUAAUGUACAGGGGAGCCCCCACACCCCCUCCUCCCAGUUACCUCCACUCGCAGCUGUGGACGCGGGAGCCGAGAGGUUUGCACCUUCUGCUCCAUCUCCUCACCACAUCAGUCCCCGGAGAGUGCCAGCUCCUUCAAUAAUGCAGAGAACACAGCCUCCCCAUCCCCAGCAGCCCUCGGGAUCUCACCUGAAGUCUUAUCAGCCAGAAACAAACUCUUCUUUUCAACCAAAUGGAAUCCAUGUCCAUGGAUUUUACGGGCAGCUGCAGACAUUCUGCCCACCACAUUACCCUGACUCCCAGAGAACCAUGCCGCCCAGCAGCUCCUGCAGCGUGGUGCCUUCCUUCGAGGACUACCUGGUCCCUACGUCCAUGGGCCAGGCUGGCUUUGAUGUUUUCCACAGAGCCUUCUCAACUCACUCGGGCAUUACAGUGUAUGAUUUGCCUUCGGGUUCCUCAAGCCUCUUUGGAGAGUCUCUUCGCAGCGGGCCUGAAGACACCACGUUCUUGCAGAUCAGUGCUGUGGACCGCUGUCCUAGCCAGCUCUCGUCUGUGUAUACUGAAGGCUAAGAGCUCCCCUGGCCUCCACUACCACUGGCAUCCAGAACCUUUUGUCGCUUGCCACCUUUGGUGUUCACACCCUCACAGACUGCAUGGAAUGAUGGCAAUGAAUCAGCAGAACCUGCGAAGCCACAGGCAUGUCAUUGGAAUGCAGGACUACACAGUCAGAGCUGGGCUUGCAGGAAUGUUUGCAUUUGCUCCUGGUUCUCUCUGGGUUUGCUGGUAACCAGCAGGACUGUCUUUUCAAAGGGAAUUUAGACUCUCACUCUACCAGAUACCUGUUACUUCCUGGCUGUCAACCCUCAAAGGACACCAGUGAAGUGACAUGCAUGUGAAAAUGUAGUUUGGGGAUCGCCCUUGCUGAGCACCCUAAAUGGAGAGGGACCACGCAAAUUGCCAGAAGCACAGAGAGCCGCCUGGCCCAUGCGCGUCCUCACUGCUGGCACGGCGGAAACCCAGGUCCACAGCACAGGUGAAGCCCCGGGUUUCCAGCACCAGCCUGGCAUUUCAGUGAGCUGGCUGCCCCUCUUUCACUCCUCUUCGCUGUCCCUGUGCUAGCCAGUUGCUCUUCAGUGUUUCUGCAACAGAAACAGGAGGUUCUGUCAAGUACAACCCCUUGAAAGGCACUACAACUCAUUUCAUGCUCCAAAAACCUGUCUUAGUUCUUUUGUUUUAAAGACUUGUUAUUUACAUCUACUUUAAAAGGAAAAAUAUAUUUAGAAGUCUGUUUUUUUAAAAAGUUAUUUUAAUCACCCCAGCCACAUACAUUUGCCACAGCUGUGCAGCUGCGCCUGGCCACACCUUGCAGCACCUGUGAGCAUUCGUGGAAUGUUCAUUUUGCAUUUCGCAAAGGCUACCUGAGGGAAACAGGGUGGGCGCCCCCUCUUCCCAGUGCUGUGGCAGGAAGCCUAGAGGGUUAGCAGCACCUCAAAGACCGUGUUCAAAGCAAAAGUUCACAUGACUGGUUCAUCCAUUACUUCCACUCCGGUGCUCUGCCCAGAGAUGGGCUAGAAAGUGUGAGCACAGGGCCACACUGAGUUAUGUUCCCAGGUGUUCUUGGAAAACCAAACUAGAGGUGCUCUGUGUCCAUUCUGCACAGCCUCUGCUCACCUCCCUCAGGAUAUCCACCAUCAUCUGUCUGUCUCUUCCCUCCACCUGCAUUGUUCUCACUCUUUUCCUGACUGUGGUUUGGACAUGCCCACCACCCACCAUUGUCUGACCAUCACCUCUUAGCAAGGUCUGACCCAAGGCAGGUAGAGGAAACAAUUCUGGAAAGGUGAGCAGAAGAAGGCAACCUUUUUUUCCCCCUAAAACUCUGGUUUGAGGGCCUGGGAUUUUCACAGAGCACUUAGCCAUUUGAUAUCAAGCCUUAAGAGAAAGCCGUUUUCUGGGGCACAUUUACAAAGCUUUAAAAAGAUCCUGAGUCCUAUGGCCUAGGCUAGAAAAAUUAGCCAAACCCCAAAGACCCCCACAUGUAAAUUCUGACAUUCCAGUACUGUCACAUCAUGCUUUUUUUCUCUCCUUAAAAAUGUUUUCUGAACAACAAUGAAACGAUGCUGUUUGUCAAACAGAAAUAAUUACAAUCUUCAACAAGACAAAUAGCUUGGUGUCAGACUUGGGCUCCAGUGACUGUUGUAUCCUGACAGAUGGGUCCUUCCAGUCCAACGGCACAAUCAGUAGUAUUCUGCCUGCUUCCGGAUCUCAUUCAAACAUGUGGUAGAAUAAGGGGAAUAAAGAACCAAAUGUGAGUCCAUUUCUGACUAGUGAGCUCUGAUCUGAGAAAAGCCAUCAUGUAGACGUCUGAGUCUGUAACAGAAACAAGUUAAUCACAUUACAAAAAUCUGUUCUACUUUACGAGAGGAUGCACAUCAGGCUUCCUUUCCAAAUGUGCUCUCAGACUGCAUGUGAAGUACCACCCUCCUUCCAGACAUUGUGGGUCGUAUCACUUGGCCUAAGCAAGGACACACACAUACCAACACUGGUGUCCCUCCCAUGUCCUUGUCACACUCUGGAACGAAAGGCUUUUUAGAGAGACAGUAUGUCCGUUCUUAAUAUUGAAGCUUUUAUGAGGAACUCAAAAUACAUUUCAUUUUUGUGAUGAGGAAAAAGAUGAAAAGGCAAGGUUGUUCUUGCAGCUGAUGUUGUCACCCCUGCCUGGGGCUUUAUAUAAUUUAAAGUGGAAAGGGGGAAGGAUGACGAAGCCAGAAGCUGAACCUCAGAAACCGUGGAUGUCAUCUCCUUUGGCUGGAGGAGAUGCUCCUGAGCCAGUUUCUGGUCUUACCUCACAGUGGCCCUGCCCGUGCAGUGCUUCACUGUGGCUGGAGGGAGCCGGGGCAGCCAGGCAUCAGCAGCACCUGCAGGGCCUCCUUCCUCAGCAGGAAUUUGGGCAGCCCCUCAGGAGGGCAUUCCUGUUAGCAGAUGGGCAUGCAGGACGGCCCAGGGCUGCCUGAAGCUGAGAGCCCCUCCGGUGCCCUCAGUGUUCCUGAUGGUGCAGGUCUGAGCUGAAGGCCUCAGGACAGGGCACUCAGGUUCCUUUUAGACUAUUCAUGCUGUCCUCAGAUCCCAGCAUCUCACCUGACCUUAAAAGUUGUUUCUUGCUUGCUUUCACAUUGCAUAGGAUUUAUAUAUGCUUUCAUUAUUAUGCUUGUAGCAGUAAAAAUGGAAUGUUCAAAAAUGUAUUCCCUCCCAUUUCUUGGCCUUUUUAGUCUUGCCAUGUAACCAUUUUCAUUAACAUCCAAACAGAGAUUGUCAUCCCCCUUUCUUAAGUAAAAACGUGCCUAUGAAAAUACACGCAGCCCAAAGCUAAUUAUCCUAUUACAUUAAAAAGAAGAAAUCAGUAUGCCUAGAAACAUUUCAUUUGCUGCAUUGUCUUAAUUCUCUAAAGGGACUGCAUCAAAGUGUCAGUUGUAAUUUAGCCUCUGAUCAGCUGUUAACGAUUAUUUAAAUAUUUACUAUCCUGUGGGGUCCCUUUACCCAUGUCUCCCCCAAAUUACCUAGGUGAUUCUAAGAUGGACACUAGGUCUUCAGUGGCUCACAGCAGUUUCCACUUGUAAAACCGAGUGUCGGUGGUGUUCUGUAGCUUUUACAUUCCCAGCUGUCAAGCACAUUAGUGUACUAGAACAGAGGUAAAUGUUCAUCUUCCGUCCAACAACCUUGACUGUUCAGUUGCCUUGAAGUAUUGGGAAUAGUGACUGUAAAUGUCUGAUUUAAUUAUUUGGUGUUUUAUUUGACUGUUUUGACCAUGUCAUUUUAUAGCAGCAUUUUUUAAUGGCACUUUUUGUUGGUGGUGUGGAAUUUCUGCAGUUAAUUUUUUUUUUGCAAUGGAUAAAGCAAAAAAAAAAGAAAGAA